AUGCCUCGGCGGAUCCGCAUCGAAGCGGUUCCAAGAACCCCUAGAGCUUUUACCUGUAGUUGCGACGCAACCACGAAGUCACUAGACUGCGAGGUGGCUCCUGCGCCUUCAGAUACCAAGGAAAAUUAUAAAACGCCAUCCUCCACUGGUCCUAUACCUGUUGCUCGCAACUCUAACGAUUUACGGCGUUUCGGGUCCUUCGAAGCUAAGGCACAAGCCGUACUUAACAGUCCUCUGAUUGAAAUAAGACCUCGUCGCUCUCUAAAUGCGGUAAACAGUGGUAUUCACUUGUCGCGUACCGAAAAUAAAGGCGCUGACUUUCAUACACCUCUGAGACUCCCUAGCCGACGUGACCUUACUUCUGUAACUUCCCGCAGACUUUCCCAUAUAACGCUUGGAGGAAUGCCUGCUUCAGUUCCCCUAGCUAAAAGUCGUGCCUCCUGCGUUACUCUCAAUGCACCUUGUCCCAAGUUGCUAAAGACCGUUACUCGUAAUUCUGAACCAAAUGACGGCAAACUAUCAACGUCCACACCUUUCUCAAGAACUGUAGAGCCAAGUUUAACUACGCCGAAGGUCGCUGUUUUGCAUCCAUCUCAAAGCUAUCACAAAUAUGCAGAGUCUAAGGACGAAUCACCCUCAGCAGUUACAAGCGAUGAUGACGUUGAAGACAGAACUGGUGAUGAUCCAGAGACCGACGAUGAUUUAGAAGGCAAUGUCCAUCCAGAUCAUUCAGAGUUGCACCCAGUCAAAAAUGAACCUGGAAAAAACGAGUCAUAUCUCGUUUCCCCACAGGCUUCUAAAUCUGAUUCUUUGGCUAUCAUGGAUGAAUCCAAUUAUCUUGAGAGUCCGCACGAUGUGGAGAUUCUCUCUGAUGAAAGCCGACUAUCCUCCAUUUCACUUCGCAAAUUCAAGCUACUGGUAAACGUGGAACUUUCCAGGAUUCAAUCUCUUUGUGGCGAAUGGCUUUCUGUCCUUCAUGAAGAAGAAGAACGUAUCCCUGAAUCGGGUGUGGAUACAAUAAGAGCAAAUGUCGGCAAGGCAAAGCUUCUUCUCGAUAAAAAAUUCAACUUCUUCGUCGGACUCCUCGAUACUGCCCUGCUGCAACUAGAUGAAUCGCAGACAGUUGAAACUCCUACCAAUUUAAAUGAUUUAAUUGGAUACUGGAGUUUAGUAAGUCUUUGUUCCUUUUAUUAUUUCAUAUAUCAGUCUUAUAUUGCUAUAUUUUAA
Messenger RNA from Protopolystoma xenopodis, 1227 nucleotides. NCBI's taxonomy places the organism in Eukaryota, Metazoa, Platyhelminthes, Monogenea, Polystomatidea, Polystomatidae. The record is from the annotation of a GenBank genome assembly.